AUGCCCUCCGAGAAGUUUGAAGGAAGAAAUAAUAAUUUAUGGCUUUCACCUUUGAAAGAUUUUGCAUUUGGAUUCCAGCAGCUUGAUAAUGAUGCCUUCAUACUUGCUAUUUGGUAUUACAAACUAUCCGGUCAACUCACCACAGUUUGGUAUGCAAUUGAAGGUAAACCAGCUCGAAGGAAUUCCAAACUGGAGCUAACUUCUGACAGUGCUCUCGUGCUAAAAAACGAUGCUCAAACAUUACGGAACUCUGGAAAAACAGGUUCUACUGAAGUAGCCUAUGAUGUGAUGAAUGAUACAGGCAACUUUAUACUCCUACAUACUAGUUCUAAACCCAUAUGGGAGAGCUUCAAUCAUCCCACUGACACGCUGAUGCCUUCUCAGAUCAUGAAGUUAGGAGGUUUUCUUUAUGCCAGAACAAGUAACAACGACUUCACAUCGAGAAGAUUCCUGUUUCGUUUGGAUAUUGAUGGAAGCAAUAAUAAUUUAUGGCUUUCACCUUCUAAAGAUUUUGCAUUUGGAUUCCACCAGCUUGACGAUGAUGCCUUCAUACUUGCCAUUUGGUAUUACAAACUAUCCCGCCAAUUCACCCCAGUUUGGUAUCCAAAUGCAAAUAAAGGUAAACCAGUUCCAAGGAAUUCCAAACUGGAGCUAACUCCUGACAGUGCUCUAGUGCUCAAAAACGGUGCUGAAACAAUAUGGAACUCUGGAAAAACGAGUUCUGCUGACGUAAACUAUGCUGUGAUGAAUGAUACAGGCAACUUUAUGCUGUUGGAUGGUAGUUCUAAACCCCUAUGGGAGAGCUUCAACCAUCCCACUGAUACGCUACUGCCUUCUCAGAUCAUGAAGUUUGGUGGUUUUCUUUCUGCAAGAACAAGUAACAACAACUUCACACCGAGAAGAUUCCAGUUUUGUUUGGAUAUUGAUGGUAUUGCUAAGCUUAUCACCAUAAAUUUGCCUGGUAACUUUUCUUAUUAUAAUUACUUUUCCACUGGCGAUACAUCGGAUCCUGGUGACGAAGUAGUGUUUGAUUCGUCAGGCUUGUAUGUAUUGACAAAAAAUGAAAGCAAAAUCUUUAUUAUGAAACCGGAAGUUCCGGUCUCAAAUCCUUUGGACUACUAUAUGAGAGUGAGUCUUAAUUUUGAUGGGGCUUUUACCCUAAACGCUCACUCCAAAGAUCCGUCUGCUGCAAAUGAAACAUGCACAACCAUAACAUCAAUACCGGAGGACGUAUGCUGGUCGAUAAAAGGAGAAAUGGGAAGUGGAGUAUGUGGGUUUAACAGUAUCUGCUCAAUCCAAUCUGAUGGAAGGACAAAUUGCAUAUGCCCAGAUGGUUAUUGUUUGUUCAAUCCAGCUGAUGCAUAUGGUGGCCGUAGACCAAAUUUCUUACUGGGUUGCGAUAAUAGUUCGGGGCAAAUCCACCCAGAGAACCACUUCAUGCAGGAGAAAUUAAAUGUUAAUUUUGGAUUUUCGGAUUACGAAGUGCUUAGCUCUAUUAAUAGGGAGAGCUGCAAAACCGCUUGUUUACAUGAUUGUUUAUGUGCAGCAGUCGUUUUUAAACCCUUUAAAUUUCGCUGUUGGAAGAAGAGGUCUCCACUUUCCAAUGGGAGAGUUGAAUUAUAUACCACAGCUCAUAUCAAAACAGCUUAUAAUUCGUCUCCUGAUAUCCCACUUCUUCCUCCAAAAGUCCCAGCUAAGGACCAGAACAUAUUGAUGAUUGUGGUGUUGUCUGUUCUCUUAGGCAGUUCUGUGAUGGUCAAUUUUGUAUUUGUGGGUGCAACAUGUAUGGGUUUCUUGAUGUUCUUGAAGAGAAAUCUCCUUGGACCUGAAAUUUCUCCAAAUGAAAGUUCUAUCGAAAACAGAUUGCAGCAAUUUACCUACAAGGAGCUGAUAGAGGCCACAAAUGGAUUCAAGGAAGAGCUAGGAAGAGGAUCUUGUGGGAUAGUUUACAAAGGUGAAACGAGAUCAACUGGUCUUAUUGCCAUCAAGAUGUUAGACAGAGUGUUUGAAGACAUUGACAGAGAAUUCAAAGCAGAAGUUAACAUUAUAGGCCAAACACAUCACAAGAAUCUUGUCCGGCUAGUUGGUUAUUGUGAUGAGAAACAGCACAGACUGCUAGUUUAUGAGUUCCUGAGAAAUGGAACUUUAGCAAAGUUUCUAUAUGUAGAUCCCAAACCCAGUUGGAAACAGAGGACUGAAAUAGCAUUUGGGAUAGCGAGAGGACUUGCUUACUUGCACGAUGAAUGCACCAAACAGAUCAUACACUGCGACAUAAAGCCUCAAAACAUACUUCUGGAUGAGUAUUACAAUGCCCGCAUCUCUGACUUUGGGUUGGCAAAGCUUUUGCUCAUCAACCAAAGUCAUACGAAAACAAACAUCAGAGGAACAAAAGGGUACGUUGCUCCUGAUUGGUUCAGGUCUGCACCGGUGUCUGUGAAGGUUGAUGUGUACAGUUUUGGAGUGGUGCUGCUAGAAAUCAUUUGCUGUAGAAGAAAUGUCUUAGAUACGCAGGCUGAUGAGGAACAUAAAAUAAUUUUAACUGAUUAUGCUUUCGACUGCUACUUGGAAGGGAAGCUGGAUGCUCUAAUUGAAAAUGACAUGGAGGCCAUGGAUGAUAUGAAGAUGGUUGAGAGGUUUGUGAUGGUUGCCAUUUGGUGCCUCCAAGAAGACCCUAACAUAAGACCCACCAUGAAGAAGGUAUCGCUUAUGCUUGAAGGAGUACUUCAGGUUUCAACUCCGCCUGCUCCGUUUUCGUUUACUUCCGUAAAAAUUGAGCAUUAAAUAUGCACCUUAGUAAUAGUAUAUAAUAGAAUGCAUAUUUUCGUUUACCUUAUUAAUAGUAUAUGAUAGAAUCCAUAUUUUCGUUUACUUUAUACAAGCUGGUCUUAAAUAAAAUAAAAAUACAUGUACUGCACUGCUUGCCAGGGUAACUAUAGUU
Molecule: messenger RNA, 2938 nt
Organism: Ziziphus jujuba (common jujube)
Lineage: Eukaryota; Viridiplantae; Streptophyta; Magnoliopsida; Rosales; Rhamnaceae
Product: G-type lectin S-receptor-like serine/threonine-protein kinase LECRK3
Exons: 3
Coding region: 1-2781 (926 amino acids)
Biological process (GO): protein phosphorylation
Molecular function (GO): protein serine/threonine kinase activity; ATP binding
Source: RefSeq, a predicted model, not a curated record